This is a messenger RNA of Anopheles nili, 1017 nucleotides long. RefSeq names its product pancreatic triacylglycerol lipase-like. Gene Ontology annotation, molecular function: lipase activity. The transcript has 2 exons. Gene Ontology annotation, biological process: lipid metabolic process. The coding region runs from base 1 to 1017 and encodes 338 amino acids. Lineage: Eukaryota; Metazoa; Arthropoda; Insecta; Diptera; Culicidae. The record is from RefSeq and is a predicted model, not a curated record.
AUGGCAAAGCGAGCAUUCGUUCUUUGCGUACUAGCUGUGCAGCUCCUCGGAGCGCUAGCAUCGACCGCCGACAACUGGAAACUCGUGCCGGAUGAGUCCGGUCGGUUGCGUCUGGUCAACACCAACCCUUACGACAUCCCGGAAGGCGAGAAUGAGGUGGAGCCACUGUUCGUCCCAGAGACGGAUGUGAUUUUCCGACUGUUCACGCGCCGCAACCCAGCUCACGGACAAGUGAUCGACUGGAACAACCCAGCCUCGGUUCAGAGCUCCAACUUUGAUCCGUCACACCCAACCCGCUUCACUAUCCACGGAUGGAACGGCGGAGAAACGUCCGGUCUGCAUGCGAACAUCCGCCAGAACUACCUCGGCGUCGGAGAAUUUAACGUGAUUGCCGUCGAUUGGGGAGUUGGCGCACAAACGGUCAACUACAUUGCUGCCCGGAACCGCGUGGCAUCGGUUGGAGACAUGAUUUCGCGCAUGGUCAACACGCUCGUGUCGGCUUCCGGAACAUCACGUAACAACAUCUACCUGAUCGGUCACAGCUUGGGUGCACAUGCGGCGGGUAAUGCUGGCAAGAUGCAGAACGGACAGCUCAACAGUAUCAUCGGUCUAGACCCGGCUGGUCCUCUGUUCUCGUUGGGAGACUCAGACAUCAUGGAACCUCGGGAUGCUCAGUACACCGAGGCCAUCUUCACUAACGCCGGUCUGCUUGGGUUUGAUCUCCCUCUGUCAGAUGCCAACUUCUACCCGAACGGAGGUCGCUCGCAACCCGGUUGCGGUAUCGACGUAGCCGGUAAUUGUGCUCACUCGCGCGCUCAUGAGCUGUACGCCGAGUCGGUGUCCACGACCAUCGGAUUCCGAUCGACGCGUUGUGCCAGCCACGGUGAAAUUGUUGCCGGACAGUGCACGCCUUCCGGUACAGCGGACAUGGGAGGUGAGCCAUCCAACCAGGGUCGUGGUGUAAACGGCAACUACAUCGUGUCCACCAACGGCGCGACUCCGUUCGCUCAGGGAUAG